UGAAAUAGAUCAGAUGCGUAGGGGUAGUUUCGUCAUUUUUUGAAUUCUCAAAAGGCCUCAGAUUUUCAUCAGGAUUUUUCACUUUCCAGAGAGAGAGAGAGUAGUGAUUCUCAUUUCAUCGCCUCCUGCUUGCUAACAUCUGAAAGCAAGCAGGAAAAAACAGCAAUUUGAAAUCCAUUUUGGAGAGAUGGCAGGCUACGUUGGGAUUCUCGUCUCAGAUCCAUGGCUUCAGAACCAGUUCACACAGGUGGAGCUUCGCAGCUUGAAAUCCCAUUUCCUGUCGAUGAGGAGGGAAAAAGGGCGCGUCGCCCUUGGAGACUUGCCUUCGAGGAUGUCGAGACUGAAGAUUGUAGGAGAGAAUCUGACCGAGGAAGAGAGGGCUGCCUUUCUGCAUCAGUCGUAUCAGAACAUGGACGAUGAGGUCGAUUUUGAAGUCUUUCUCAGGGUUUAUUUGAAUAUGCAAGUGCACGCAAAUGCGAGAAUGGGCGGCAGUGCGAAGAACUCCUCUGCAUUUCUGAAGGCUGCUACCACCACAUUGCUUCACACCAUCAGUGAGUCUGAGAAGACGUCUUAUGUUGCACAUAUCAACAACUACCUUGGAGAAGAUGCUUUCCUAAAGAAAUACCUUCCUAUAGAUCCUUUGACUAGUGGCCUCUUUGAGCUUGCAAAAGAUGGGGUUCUUCUAUGUAAGCUUAUCAAUGUGGCAGUACCUGGGACAAUUGAUGAACGUGCGAUCAAUACAAAGAGAGUACUUAACCCAUGGGAAAGGAAUGAAAACCAUACGCUCUGCCUCAAUUCUGCCAAGGCCAUUGGAUGUACAGUUGUCAAUAUCGGAACACAGGACUUGAUCGAAGGAAGGCCUCAUCUUGUGCUUGGGUUGAUAUCUCAAAUCAUUAAGAUACAACUCUUGGCGGACCUCAAUUUGAAGAAAACACCUCAGUUGGUAGAGUUGGUUGAUGAUAGUAAGGAUGUGGAGGAGCUGAUGAGUCAACCUCCAGAGAAGAUCUUACUUAGGUGGAUGAACUUUCAACUGAAGAAAGGCGGCUACAAGAGAAACAUAACAAACUUCUCUUCAGACGUGAAGGAUGGAGAGGCAUAUGCUUGUUUGUUAAAUGUUCUUGCACCAGAACACAGUACCCCAGCUAUGAUGUCUGCAAAGGAUCCUUUACAAAGAGCUAAAUUAGUUCUUGAGCAUGCAGAUAGGAUGGGUUGCAAACGGUACCUAACUCCAAAGGAUAUUGUGGAAGGUUCACCGAAUCUUAACCUUGCUUUUGUUGCGCACAUUUUCCAGCACAGGAAUGGGUUAUCAUCAGCGACCAAGCCAAUCUCCUUUCUUGAAACUAGCUCCGAUGAUGUGCAAGUCUCUAGGGAAGAAACAUCAUUUCGGCUAUGGAUCAAUAGCCUUGGAAACUCAACAUAUAUUAAUAACGUCUUUGAAGAUGUUAGAGAUGGAUGGGUCCUUUUGGAGGCCCUUGAUAAGGUGUCACCAGGGAUAGUUAAUUGGAAGAUUGCAACGAAACCGCCAAUUAAAAUGCCAUUCAGAAAAGUAGAAAAUUGUAACCAAGUUGUAAAGAUUGGAAAACAGUUGAAGUUUUCCCUUGUUAAUAUUGCUGGAAAUGAUAUCGUGCAAGGAAAUAAGAAACUCAUUCUCGCUUAUUUGUGGCAACUGAUGCGGCACAACAUCCUCCAACUUCUAAAGAACUUGAGAUUGCAUUCCCAUGGAAAGGAGAUCACAGAUGCAGAUAUUCUCAAUUGGGCCAACUCCAAAGUGAAGAAUGCUGGAAGACAUUCUCAUAUGGCCAGUUUCAAGGAUAGGAAGCUCUCGGAUGGCAUUUUUUUCCUCGAUUUGCUUAGUGCAGUGGAGCCCAAAAUUGUAAACUGGAGUCUUGUCACGAAAGGCGAAAGUGGUGAAGAGAAGAAGAUGAAUGCUAGCUACAUUAUCUCCAUUGCAAGGAAGCUUGGAUGCUCCAUUUUUUUGCUGCCGGAAGAUUUAAUAGAGGUGAAUCAGAAGAUGAUACUGACACUUACAGCAAGCAUCAUGUAUUGGUUCUUGAAACAACCCAUUGAGGAGAGGCCUAUUACUUCAGAUAGCGAGAAUGGAAGCUCUUUGGAGACUAUCUCAAACUCCACCACAGACGACUGCGCUUCCGAGGGUUCCUCAACAGAAGAGAAUGGAAACAGAUGAUCAGGUGAUCCGCUCGAAAUCACCUUUCAAAUUCAAAUGUUGUUUUAUUUCCCCAAAUUCUUUUUAUGUUUGUUUUAUUUUUGUGAUGAUGCUGGUAGAUAUCACAUAUUCAUUCGCUUGUAUUCAAGACCUCAAGAUGUGAAUUGGAGUUGAAGGUUGGGAUGGUUUAGUUAGGAUGUUGUUUUCAUCAUCUUGUUAGAACAAUUGUAGGCAGUGUAUUGAUUGGCUGAGAAACGCCUUUGUAAAUAUUACUGGAAUUUGUUUUCUUCGAUAAAGGGCAGGUGUGUGGCCCACCCAUCACGUCUUCCUGUUUUUCAA
This is a messenger RNA of Magnolia sinica, 2503 nucleotides long. RefSeq names its product fimbrin-2. The record is from RefSeq and is a predicted model, not a curated record. Gene Ontology annotation, molecular function: actin filament binding. Gene Ontology annotation, biological process: actin filament network formation; actin filament bundle assembly. NCBI's taxonomy places the organism in Eukaryota, Viridiplantae, Streptophyta, Magnoliopsida, Magnoliales, Magnoliaceae. The coding region runs from base 188 to 2185 and encodes 665 amino acids. The transcript has 14 exons. Gene Ontology annotation, cellular component: actin filament; cytoplasm; actin filament bundle.